Arvicanthis niloticus (Nile rat) is the source of this 801-nucleotide messenger RNA. NCBI's taxonomy places the organism in Eukaryota, Metazoa, Chordata, Mammalia, Rodentia, Muridae. The record is from RefSeq and is a predicted model, not a curated record.
AUGCCCUACAACCUGCCCUCUUUGGGGCCGGGAGACCCAUCAAGACCUCCAGCUCACGUGUUCCCUGCACUCGAGCAGCCACCGCCGCUGCGUGAUCCGCACUGGCCUCCUCAAGAGCGAGCUGGCCCCGCCACGACCGCCACCGCGCUAACCACUGCCAACCGCCACCUAGUUGCCCAGAGAGAGCUGAGAGGCGGGAUGAGCAAGGCAGGCAAGGCCACCACCGAAGGCACCACGCUCCUGCAGACCGUGGAUGAUGUGCCCGCCACUCCCCUCGUGGGGAGCCCCAGUGGAGACGCAGCCCCCGGACCUGCCCCGGCCUCUUCAGCUCCCAUGGGCAGCGAGGACUCAGAGAAGAAAGUUCUCGCCACCAAAGUCCUUGGCACUGUCAAAUGGUUCAACGCCAGAAAUGGAUAUAGAUUUAUAAACCAAAAUGACACCAACGAAGAUGUGUUUGUACACCAGCCUGCCAUCAAGAAGAAUAAUCCACGCAAGUAUCUGUGCAGCGUGGGGGAGGAAGAAAUUGUAGAGUUUGAUGUGGUUGCAGGAAAAGGGGGUCCUAAGGCAACAAAUGUGACUGGCCUAGAUGGAGUUCCAGUAGAAGAGAGCCGCUAUGCUGCUGAUUGUCACCGAUAUGGCAGGCGCCGUGGACCUCACCAUAAUGCUGGUGAGAUUAGACAGAUGAAAGAUGGAGUCCCUGAGGGAACACAACUCCUGGUCCAUCGGAAUCCAACCUACCACCCGAGGUUCCGCAGGGGACCCGCUCACCCACAUAGGAGCCCAUAUCGUUCCCUACAGGUG